Hansenula ciferrii is the source of this 4524-nucleotide messenger RNA. RefSeq names its product ATP-binding cassette glutathione S-conjugate transporter YCF1 (gene YCF1). NCBI's taxonomy places the organism in Eukaryota, Fungi, Ascomycota, Saccharomycetes, Phaffomycetales, Wickerhamomycetaceae. Gene Ontology annotation, biological process: transmembrane transport. Gene Ontology annotation, molecular function: ABC-type transporter activity; ATP binding; ATP hydrolysis activity. The transcript has a single exon. The record is from RefSeq and is a predicted model, not a curated record. Bases 1 to 4524 code for a protein of 1507 amino acids. Gene Ontology annotation, cellular component: membrane.
AUGAGCUUCCAGUUCAUGAACCAGGAGAACUUUGAGUUCUUAAGCGCCACAAAUCUGGAAACUGCUGGUACUAGUGUUGGUGAUGCUGUGGGAACUGUUAUCACAAAUAAUCAAUUAAACGAUACACUCGAGAGUUUCAACUAUUUCUGUCAUGGUAAAGAAGGUUGGGGUCCUCUUUCUGAAUAUGCUGACUUCACUCUAUGUUUCAUCAACGGUGGUCUUUUCACAAUUUCUAAUCUAAUCUUCAUCUUGGUUGGUUCUUUGCAAAUCUAUCAAUUACAUUAUCAAAAAUCAUCUGUAAGGUUUAGAACUAACUCAUGGAUCUUCCACUCAAGAUUAUUACUUGUUUUGCUUCAAAUUGGUAUCACCAUUGGUACUGCUUUAUACGUUGGUGCUACAAGAUAUGAUGAUGUUAAUUUUAUUCAACCAGUUUUACAAGCUGUCGCAUUGAUUGUCGAUUUCCAUUUACAUUAUUUAGAUUAUAUCCAUUCCCAAAUUACAAAUAGUCCAUUGUUAUUAUUUUGGUUAGUUAACGUCAUCUUGAAUACUUUGAGAGUGAUUAAUUUAUCCGUUAGAGAAAAAUUUGAUCAUUAUUACAUCUUGGUAUUAUUUUCAGCUAUAAAUUCAUUAUUCAUUCUUGGUGUUACUUGGUUACCAACUAAACCUAAAACUCAAUAUCAAGCUUUAGUUGAUGAAAAAUCACCAUUUGAUGUUGCUGAUAUUUUUUCAGUUCUGACAUUUUCUUGGAUGACUCCAUUAAUGAAAAGAGGUCAUGAACAAUUUUUAACUGAAGAAGAUUUACCAAAAAUUCCAGAUAAUUUUGAAAGUAGAAAUAUUUCAAAUUUCUUUGGUAAAAUCUGGACUGAUUUAUCAAAUAAAUCUUCAAAUCCUUCAUUAGCCUGGGCUUUGAUUAAAGCUUUUGGUCCUCCAAUGCUUAUUGGUAACUUGUAUAAAGUUGUUCAAGAUAUUUUACAAUUUUCACAACCACAAAUGUUGAAAUUUUUGAUUCAAUUUGUUAAUACUUAUAAUUCAGAUUUACCAGAACCAUUAGUUAAAGGUUUCAUGAUUGUCUUGGGUAUGUUUUCAAUUUCUGUUAUUCAAACUGCCUUCCUACAUCAAUAUUUCCUAAAUGCUUUCAAUGUUGGUAUGAAUUUAAAAUCUUCAUUAACUGCUACAAUUUAUGAAAAAUCUUUAGAAUUAUCAAGUGAAGAAAGAGGUAAUAGAGCCACUGGUGAUAUUGUUAAUUUGAUGUCUGUUGAUACUCAAAGAUUACAAGAUUUAACUCAAUUUGGUUCCAUUUUAUGGUCAGGUCCAUUCCAAAUCAUUUUAUGUUUAACUUCUUUAUAUAACUUACUUGGUAAUUCAAUGUGGUGUGGUGUUGUCAUUAUGAUUAUUAUGAUUCCAUUAAAUUCAUUUGUUAUGAGAGCUUUGAAAUCUUUACAAAAAAUUCAAAUGAAGAAUAAAGAUGAAAGAACAAGAGUUAUUAGUGAAAUUUUAAAUAACAUUAAAUCUUUAAAACUUUACGGUUGGGAAGCUCCUUAUAAAGAAAAAUUAAAUGAUGUUAGAAAUAAUAAAGAAUUGAAAAAUUUGAAAAAAAUGGGUAUUUUACAAGCUUUUGCAAAUUUCCAAUUCAAUAUUGCUCCAUUUUUAGUUUCUUGUUCAACUUUUGCCGUUUAUGUUUUAACUCAAGAUAAACCAUUAUCAUCAGAUAUCGUUUUCCCUGCUUUAGCUCUUUUCAACCUUUUAUCAUUCCCAUUGGCUGUUAUUCCAAUGGCUAUUACCGCUUUUGUUGAAGCUUCAGUUGCAGUUGGUAGAUUAAGUUCCUUUUUAAAAUCUGAAGAAUUACAACCAGAUGCUGUUAAUAGACUUCCAAAAGCUACUAAAAAAGGUGAAGUUGCAGUUCAAGUUCUUGAUGCUACAUUUGUUUGGCAACGUAAACCUGAAUACAAAAUUGCCUUAUCAAAUGUUAGUUUCACAGCUAAAAAGGGUGAAAUUUCUUGUAUUGUUGGUAAAGUUGGUUCAGGUAAAUCUGCAUUAGUUCAAAGUAUUCUUGGUGAUUUAUAUAGAGUUCAAGGUUCUGUUAAUUUACAUGGUAGUGUUGCUUAUGUUGCACAAGUUCCUUGGAUCAUGAAUGGUACUGUUAAAGAGAAUAUUGUUUUCGGUCAUAAAUUUGAUCAACAAUUUUAUGAUAAGACAAUUAAAGCUUGUGCUUUAACUUUUGAUUUUGCAGUUUUAACGGAUGGUGAUUCAACUUUAGUUGGUGAAAAGGGUAUUUCUUUAUCUGGUGGUCAAAAGGCAAGAAUCUCAUUAGCUAGAGCUGUUUAUGCCCGUGCUGAUGUUUAUUUAUUAGAUGAUGUCCUUGCUGCUGUUGAUGAACAUGUUGGUAAACAUUUAGUUGAUCAUGUCUUGGGUCCAAAUGGGUUAUUACAUAGUAAAACUAAGAUUUUAGCAACUAAUAAGAUUUCAAUUUUACAAAUUGCUGAUUCUAUUACAUUAUUACAAAAUGGUGCAAUUGUGGAACAAGGUACUUAUAAUGAAAUUAGUAAUAAAUCUGAAAGUGCUUUACGUGCAUUGAUUGAAGAAUUUGGUAACAAGAGAGAACCAUCACCUGAAUUUAAAGAAGAAACUAUUCAAUCUGAAGAUGUUGUAUCAUCUGAAGAUGCAAGUGAUAGUGAUCUGAAUGAUCUGAUUAGUUUAAGAAGAGCAAGUAUCCAAACUUUGAAACCAUUAAGAUUUGAUGAUGAUGCUAAAGAUACAAGAAGAGAACAUCGUGAACAAGGUAAAGUUCAAUGGAGUAUUUAUUCUGAAUAUGCAAAAGCUUGUAAUCCAAGAUAUGUUGUUUUAUUUAUCUGUUUUAUUAUUUUAUCAAUGAUUUUAUCAGUCUUGGGUAAUGUUUGGUUAAAACAUUGGUCAGAAGUUAACUCUAAAUUAGGUUAUAAUCCAAAUGUUAAGAAAUAUUUAGGUAUUUAUUUUGCCUUAGGUUUAAGUUCUGCCUUGUCUACUUUAUUCCAAACAAUGACUUUAUGGAUUUUUUGCUCUAUUGAAGGUUCUAAAGCUUUACAUUCAGCUAUGAUUAAUAGUGUUUUAAGAGCACCAAUGCAAUUUUUCGAAACAACUCCAAUUGGUCGUAUUAUGAAUAGAUUUUCAAAUGAUAUUUAUAAAAUUGAUGAAAUUUUAGCAAGAACUUUUUCACAAUUUUUCGUCAAUAGUAUUAAAGUUUUAUUUACAAUUAUUGUUAUUUGUUAUUCAACAUGGCAAUUUAUUUUCAUUAUUAUUCCAGUCUUGGUUUUAUAUUCUUAUUAUCAACAAUAUUAUUUGAAAACUUCAAGAGAAUUAAGAAGAUUAGAUUCUGUUACAAGAUCACCAAUUUAUGCACAUUUCCAAGAAACUUUAGGUGGUGUUACUACAAUUAGAGGUUUUGGUCAACAAAAUAGAUUCGCCUAUUUGAAUCAAUCAAGAAUUGAUAAUAAUAUGAGUGCUUAUUUCCCAAGUAUUAAUGCAAAUCGUUGGUUAGCUGUUAGAUUAGAAUUUUUAGGUUCCAUUAUUAUUUUAAGUGCUGCAGGUUUAAGUAUUAUUACAUUAAAAUUUGGUGGUAUUAGUGCAGGUUUAGUUGGGUUAAGUGUUUCAUAUUCUUUACAAGUUACACAAACAUUAAAUUGGAUUGUUAGAAUGACUGUUGAAGUUGAAACUAAUAUUGUUUCAGUUGAAAGAGUUAAAGAAUAUAGUGAAUUAGAAAGUGAAGCACCAGAAUAUAUUGAACCAAGACCAGCUGCUCAUUGGCCUUCAAAAGGUGAAAUUAAAUUUAAUGAUUAUUCAACAAGAUAUAGAAAAGAUUUAGGUUUAAUUUUAAAAAAUAUUAAUUUAACUAUAAAACCACAAGAAAAAAUUGGUAUUGUUGGUAGAACAGGUGCAGGUAAAUCUUCAUUAACUUUAGCUAUUUAUAGAAUUAUUGAAGCUGCUGGAGGUGAAAUUGUUAUUGAUGGAUUACCAACAAAUGAAAUUGGCUUACAAGAUUUAAGACAUAAAUUAAGUAUUAUACCACAAGAUUCACAAGUUUUUGAAGGUUCAAUUAGAGAAAAUAUUGAUCCAACAAAUCAAUAUACAGAUGAACAAAUUUGGAAUGCAUUAGAAUUAUCACAUUUAAAAGAACAUGUUAUUAAGAUGAGUGAUUCAAAAGAAGGUUUAGAAGUUAAAGUUCAAGAAGGUGGAUCUAAUUUAUCAGUUGGUCAAAGACAAUUGAUGUGUUUAGCAAGAGCUUUAUUAAUUCCAUCAACAAUUUUAAUCUUGGAUGAAGCAACUGCAGCAGUUGAUGUUGAAACUGAUAAAGUUUUACAAGAAACUAUUAGAAAAGAAUUUAAAAAUAGAACAAUUUUAACUAUUGCACAUAGAUUAAAUACAAUUAUGGAUAGUGAUAGAAUUAUUGUUUUAGAUAAAGGUGAAGUUAAAGAAUUUGAUUCACCAGAAAAUUUAUUAAAAAAUAAAGAUGGUAUAUUUUAUUCAUUAGUUAAUGCUGAUGAAAUAUAA